AGUUGCUCAAUAGACUUCCACCUUGAAAGUUCAAUGUCAGGCUCUUGCAACGGCAUCUUCUUUGGCGUGGAUUCUCAGUGAAGCAAGAAAACCAGUGGAUUUAGCAAUUGAAAGUGGGAUUUUAAUCCGCAAAAUCAAGAAAUAACCAACCAAGGAACAGAUAAACACAUGUGAAUUCUCUUUUAAAGUGUAACGUCUCUUUUUGUGGAUUUUUUUUCGGAGAAAUAAAAAAAAGUGUCAAUGGCGCGAGAUAGUUAAGUGACCAAUAUAAAAAAAAAUUAAGAAAGUUGAAAAGAUCACCCUCAAUUGGCGAUUUUUCAUUUCUGCAGAGGAACAAUGACUGUGGCAUCAUUUUCCAUUAUAAUUGCAUCUAUGACAAUUUUGGCUUUGGCUUCAAAUGAAAGUGCCCAACGCAUUUCAUCUGCUAAUCUUUCACCGUUGGCAUCAGGGCCCAGAAAUGCAUCCACGGUGAUUGAAAAUAAAUCUGUGAUUGAUCAUGCAUUCCACACGGUUCACAAGAGAUCACUUCGAAGGCAAUCUCAUCAUGUGAUUGUGGAACGUCGACCUCUCAGCAGAGGACCGCCACCGAGACGUCGACGUCGUCCUCCAAAGUUUCCUGGGAGUUUUCGUCCCAAAAGUCGCCCAAAACCCAUCUACGGACCACCAAAUUAUCCCCACGGGAAGCCAAUUGGAUACGUCCUGAUGAAUCAAAACAACGAAGUUAUCCAUCAGGGUCAGGACUAUGCAGAUCUCCCAUCGCACUUCUUUGACACUCGCAUCCCGGCUAAUUUCAUAAAUGACGGACCACCGCCACCUUACCAGGAAGAACCUGAAAUUAUCCCUUCAGUUGCCUUUGAAUCCCAUGCAUCCCAUCGUCCCAGUUUUAGCAAUCACGGACCUGCUCCAUCUCUGGCUUCUGAGGAAGUCAGCACAUGGACACAUUACGAGGAAAAACCCAAAGUCAGACGGAAGAAACCAUCAACAACUCCUGAACCUGCUCAGCCAUCUGAAUUCCCCCGAUACUCUUCCCAGUUGAAGCCACAACCGCCCAGCACGAGCUAUGGAGUCCCUGUAGCUCCAUUCUCAGUCUCCAACUUCAAUCCCUGGCUCAGUGGAUUCACAAAAACCAGCCAGGAAACCUCUUUCCACAAAACCCCAUCAUUCCCCACUCCAACACGCCAGAAAACACCUUCCCAGUCCCAACAGUAUUCCCACAGUUCCAGUUCCAACUAUCCCAGUCAAUUUGACCUGGAACAGGAUGAAGAGAAAAAUCUCUACGAGGGACAAGUAUCUUCCUACGAUGUUCCUCUGAACUAUGUCAGCACAGAACCCAAGCCAACAUUCAAGAAGAAACCAGUGACUUCCUAUAAAUUCCCAUCUGAGAAUUUUGAGUCAGAAUCCUUUGAGAAUAAUCCCUCAAGCAGCUUCCAAAGUUACCUUCCGCCCCAAUUGCCCGAAAGCUACAACGAAGAAGACUUUUCGGGUGCAACCAGAAAUCGACAUCAAGAGAAUCCUGCAGAUUACAGUGGAGAGUAUGUCAACUCUGAAGAGGCCCUGGAGCAACCUUUGACGUUUUCCUUCAAGAAACCUUCUGCAAAUCCCGUCACGCGGAAACCCGUGAAGGUUUUCCGGCAAACAACUUCAGCUCAAGAGGCUUUUGAGAACUUUGUUCGGGAACUUCGUCCCAGUCUUACUACCGCUUCGCCUCCUACAGCCCCAUCAACAAUGUACCUUCCUCAGCCUACCACGAGGCGUCCUCGAUUACCUACUGCAUCCCAGCGUCCUCGCCUCCGGCCCACAAUUACCCACAAUCUAGACACUGAUGAUCUCCGGGAGGCCUACAUUGAGAACAGUGGCAGCCAGGAAGACUACACCUAUGACCAUGAACCUGUGAACUUUGAAUCUAUGAGGUAUCAUCCCUCAUCCUCAGACUCUCGUCCAUCGGCCAGUGACAAGAAACCCCACAACUUUGUCCUGGUCUCAUCAGCCAAUCGAGAAAAACACCAUACGACCACCACAGAAAAUUAUCCCAGACAUCAUCCAGGCUUCCUGGCCAAACCAUCAAACAUCGACAUAAUCUCCAUCCAACCAUCCAAAUCAAAGAGUUACUACGCCGGCUCAACGACACCCUCAACCAGACCUCCAAGAACAAAUCACAGAGGAAGUCAUCGGCAAUACACAAAAUCCCAAAUCUCCCGCCAAGAUGACUUUUCCCUCCUCCACGGAGAAAACUACAACUCCAAUCCACCUAUAUCAUCACAAAAAUUCAAUCCUGCCCUCCACUUCACCAAAACCUUCUCCUCCAAAAUCACCCAGCCCUACCAUUCCAAUCACCGCUACCACCAGCAAGUCAUGUGGAAUGGCCAGGAGCUGCCCAAAAAUCACAAAAUAACCAAUCGUGAUACCUAAAAAUUCCUAAAAAUUCCUAAAAUCUUAUUCAAUAACUCCUAAGUGCAAUUUUGUGUGUGAAUGUUGAAAAAGGGAGAAAGUCCUAAAUUUUUUUGUAUUAGAAAUAAAUGUUUUGAAAUUAA
Messenger RNA from Phlebotomus papatasi, 2531 nucleotides. RefSeq lists its product as uncharacterized. The transcript has 2 exons. The coding region runs from base 337 to 2409 and encodes 690 amino acids. NCBI's taxonomy places the organism in Eukaryota, Metazoa, Arthropoda, Insecta, Diptera, Psychodidae. The record is from RefSeq and is a predicted model, not a curated record.